GCUCACUCUGCUGCUGGUCUUUGUCAGUUGUUUGCAGUCUAGUCAUGGUGUUCUACGUGCUUAUAGAAUGGGAUGUGGAUAAAUCCCUCUCCGUUAUUCCUCUGUCAAAAUUGCUGUCGAGGAACGCGGAGAUGGUUACCCAGAAGUGGGGCGCCCGUGUUUACAGCGGGACGAUACUGCAGGAAAGCGGUAAGUGUAUCACUUUCUGUUUGUACGCUAGGAAAAUGCCGCCGAUGUGCGUUUUAUUGCUGCAGUAGUAGCCUGCCACGUAAACUUGUUUACUUUUGCAGAAAUACGAGCUAUGCGAUCGACCGUCGGUGGCUAGCAGCUGCCUACGCGCGAGCUUGUAAGCAUUGCCCGCGCAGCUCGUAAACCUGCUAUUGGAGUAUUAUAAUAGUGUGUGGCAGUAGUUAUAUGACACAAUUCAGUGACAUUUCCCUUACCUGUUACAAUGUACUUCCAUGCAGUCUUCUCGGUAAUUUAUUUUUGCUUUCCCAACACUGUAUUCAGUGUUUAUUGCCAAUACUGGCAACCUCGCACAGUUGACCAACCCUGUGCCAUCAGAAGGGUUAGGGGUUGACAGGUAACUACCAGGUCACUGUGGUGAGGUUGCCAUUGUUGGCAAUGACCACUGGUGGUUAUGAGGAAGAUUGCGGAGACCUGGUUUUUGUCUGGAAGUUAGCUCAGUGCUUUAGGCGCGACACUUCCAGUAUCUUGGCCAGAGCUCGACUCUCAACAAAAGUUGAUCUUCUCCUUCUCCCUCUCCUCUCCUGUCUGAGACAACUUGGCCCAAAACAGGAUAAGAAGAAACUAGAAAAGGAGCUGAGCAGUAUCAUCAAGCGCGAGAAGAAGGGGAAGAGUACUAAGAAGGAGACGAAGAAGAAGACAACAAAGAAAACGAAGAAAGCAAGAGUACAGAAGGAGGCUGAGUGGAUGUUUGUGAGCUCUGAUGGAUACUAUUUCGCCUACCUCGAGUGUGUGCCGGAGCAGGGUCUGGUGGUGUGAGAGACAGAAGUGCCGAGAGUAUCCAUACUCUUCAAGCUCCGAUGCACCUACCGCGCGUGUGUACUAGCUUGGGCAGGGUCUCGGUGGAUCCCUUCAGGGUUUGUACAUAGAUAUAUAUCUAUGGUUUGUACUAGAUAUGCACGCUGGCCAUGCAUUGAUAUUGGUGCAUGAAGCUGUCUGACAUUAGGCCGUCGGGCUUUGUGGCCGUUCGGCUAUCAGUCUGGCGUAAGUUCGUUGGAUUUUGUGGUUAGGUGAGCGUUCAGUAUGGCACCAAAUUUGCCCUUCAAAUAUCUUGGGUGUGUUCCAUAGUGGGUAGGAGGGAACUCUUGUACAUUUUAAAGAAGGGUUGUGUUGUGUGUCUGUGCAAACAUGGUACUGUAUGUGUGUCUAUGUGUUAUGUC
Molecule: messenger RNA, 1406 nt
Organism: Geodia barretti
Lineage: Eukaryota; Metazoa; Porifera; Demospongiae; Tetractinellida; Geodiidae
Source: the annotation of a GenBank genome assembly